UUUCUCCCUGCUCGGUGGCUUUUCGAUAAUCGGCCGUUGCAGAAUACGAAAAACCUUCCCACCAAGGCAAAGAAGAAUGUACCACGUCGAGCUGCUGCCCGGGUCUACGACCCACGCCACCCCGGGCUGGACCUACGUGCCCGAUCGAGGCUUCGACCCUGCCAAAGCAGCCAUCACACCCACCAUCGGCCGCAAACGCGGCAUCCGCGACCCCGGCCGAACAGAUCUAUCCUCCCGACAGACCAACGCGAUCGUGCGUCAUUUGGCGGAACUCGAUCGCGAGAACCAUCGUGAUGUUCACAUUCCCGUUCCUGUGAGGCAGAAAGAGCCUGCUGCUCCGCGAGGAACACGCACAAAGACAACCUCUAAUGUCCGCCGCAUCCUGCAAUCCCAAAAGACCUUCCGCAACUACCUCGACGACGAAGAAGCCGCCCUCGCCUCCGCCUCCACGAACCAAACCAACACCACCACGACAACCACCACGACAACCGCCAAUCCCCUCAACCGUAUUGCAAAACCCGCCUCUACAGCCAAACAAACAGGAACAACAACCGGACCCUCCUCCCGCGCCUCAACAGCCCAGCCAACCCCCUCAGCAGCCCCCGAAUCCACCUCUCCCUCAGCAGCAGCAGCCACAACCACCCCCGAAACGGGGGAAGCAGCAGCAAUAGCAGAAGAAGAAUCCAAACCAAAUACCACAACCCUCAUCCGCUCCGAGCACGACUCCAACCCUUUACUCCGCUCGUACCUCCCCACUGCCCCGUCGGAGCGCAUCAUGCAGGCCCUCCUGGCCGAGCCGCCGUUAACCUACAACGCCUCGCGCGCGGGGCCGCCGCUCGCGCCCCGCCGCUCGCCGCGGUAUUUUUGCUGCAUGUGCGGGUACUGGGGGAAGAUACGGUGCAAGAACUGCCAUGCGCGGACGUGCGGGUUAACGUGUUAUAAGGUACACGAGGAUUCGAGGUGUGGGGCGUUCUUUUGA
Messenger RNA from Aspergillus saccharolyticus JOP 1030-1, 979 nucleotides. RefSeq names its product putative HIT finger domain protein. NCBI's taxonomy places the organism in Eukaryota, Fungi, Ascomycota, Eurotiomycetes, Eurotiales, Aspergillaceae. Gene Ontology annotation, biological process: chromatin remodeling. Gene Ontology annotation, molecular function: nucleosome binding. The transcript is spliced from 3 exons. Gene Ontology annotation, cellular component: Swr1 complex. Bases 77 to 979 code for a protein of 300 amino acids. The record is from RefSeq and is a predicted model, not a curated record.